Molecule: messenger RNA, 165 nt
Organism: Dictyostelium purpureum
Lineage: Eukaryota; Evosea; Eumycetozoa; Dictyosteliales; Dictyosteliaceae
Exons: 1
Source: RefSeq, a predicted model, not a curated record
AUGGAGCUUAGACAUCUUCAAAGCGAAACUGCCGGUACAUCUGGAAAGCUACCGAACAUUAUUAUUGAUGAAUUUCAAAUAAAAAAAAAUAAAGCUAGAGAAAUUAAACAAGACAUGAAGCUCAGACAUCAGAGUGAAACUACAACUGGAAAGUUACCUAACAAU